Molecule: messenger RNA, 249 nt
Organism: Bipolaris victoriae FI3
Lineage: Eukaryota; Fungi; Ascomycota; Dothideomycetes; Pleosporales; Pleosporaceae
Exons: 1
Source: RefSeq, a predicted model, not a curated record
UUGGCCUGCAGCGGAAUGCAGGCAUUGCGGAGAGCAGGCUGCGAGUUAUUAUUGGUGGAUACUUACUUACUGUACGUAGCUAAAAGCUUCUCCAACAAGCGAGCAAAACCGCUCCUUUCUGCACAAGAACGCAGCAGCGCGAAUUUUCGACUUGGAAAAGAUGACGGGUCCAAGACGAUGCCGUGCCGAAAAACUUGUGGGGAAAAAGAGGCACGGCAUAUUGAGCAGGUGUGUCGUUUGCACGUCUAG